GUGCGGUGUUUGCAGUGGAUCAGAGCGGCUCCAAUCACACCGCCGCUCGUGGCUCACUUCCCCCGGCUGACGUCAGCUGACUGCCUCGGCUCCGCGCGCUGCGCUCCCCGCUCCUCCGGACACGGCAAGCCGGGGACUAAAAAAAUAAAAAAAUAAUAAUUAAAAAAAAAUGCUGCUCUCCGUGCCCACAAGGACAGGAUUCAACCCCUACAACGGAUACACCGGCAAACCCAGCAAAAAGACAUAUGUGUCCCCAUCCAACCAUCAGAUGGCUCCUCCAAGCCCCAACAGCACCAACAACAGCAGCGCCACCACCAUCAGCAACGGCAGCAGCAGCGGCGGCGGCGGAGGCGAGCAGCUGAGCAAAACCAACCUUUACAUCCGUGGCCUCCACCCUGGAACCACAGACCAGGAUCUGGUUAAACUCUGUCAGCCGUACGGAAAGAUCGUAUCCACCAAAGCUAUCUUGGACAAAACGACCAAUAAAUGCAAAGGCUACGGCUUUGUUGACUUUGACAGUCCGGCCUCGGCUCAGAAGGCGGUGACGGCGCUGAAGGCGGGUGGCGUGCAGGCUCAGAUGGCCAAGCAACAGGAGCAGGACCCCACCAACCUGUACAUCUCCAACCUGCCGCUGUCCAUGGACGAGCAGGAGCUGGAGAACAUGCUGAAGCCCUUCAGCCAGGCCAUUUCCACGCGCAUCCUCCGAGACGCCAACGGAACCAGCCGGGGGGUCGGCUUCGCCAGGAUGGAGUCGACAGAGAAAUGUGAGGCCAUCAUCCAACAUUUCAAUGGAAAAUACAUCAAGACGCCACCUGGAGUUCCUGUGCCGUCAGAGCCUCUGCUGUGUAAAUUUGCUGACGGAGGCCAGAAGAAGCGUCAGAGCCAAGGAAAAUAUCUGCAGAACGGCCGACCCUGGGCCAGGGAUGGAGACACUGGGGGAAUGACUCUGACCUAUGACCCCACCACGGCCUUACAGAACGGGUUCUACUCCUCUCCCUACAGCAUCACACCCAGUCGAAUGAUGGGGCCGACCUCCCUCUCCCCGUACAUGCAUUCCCCCAUGUCCACCUAUCAGGUACACAACCCGUCCUGGAUACAUCACCAGUCAUACAUAAUGCCGCCUACAGGAGCCGUCCUGACGCCGGGAAUGGACCACACCAUGUCCAUCCAGCCCACCUCCAUGAUGGGGCCCCUGACGCAGCAGCUCAGCCACCUCUCCAUGGGCAGCAGUGGCACAUACAUGCCUGCAAACACAUCUAUGCAGGGGACCUACAUACCCCAGUACACCCAAGUGCCUGCCACCAACAUCUCAGUCGAGGAAAGUGCCGUCCAACAACCUGUUGCCAUCGAGACGCCCACAGAUCACACAACCUACUCCUACCAGCAUAACAAGUGAACAGGUCUUCCUCUGGAGCCGGCGCGUCUCUCAGCGGUUCCCACGGUGCUGGAAGUCGCCACAGAGACUCUGCACCUCGGAGGGCCAUGGGACUGUUCCACACUAAAAGGACAACAAAAAAACAAACAAACACACAAAAAGAUAUUUUCUAUGAUGAACUCAUGUUUUAAAACCGACUCUUUUGCUCCGAUCAAGCAGACGUGGCGGAUGGCGGGCAGAGCGAGACGCAGGAGUUGAGCGAGGAGCUUCUAUUUUGAUAGCAGUCCAGAGAAAAGGUCACACAAACACUACAUGUUUUAUGGAAUGCUUUUGAUUUCCCAGCACUCUUCCAGGGAGCUCGAUUGAAACCAGGAAACGAACAUUUCAACACUUUGUUUUUCGUUUUUUUCAUGUUUCUUUGUAAGAUUAGGCUCUUUUUUUCCAUCUGAACCUGCCUUUUUGUACAUAACUCUUUGUUUUGGUGUGUUUCUAGCUUCACGUGUUCUAGUUUGAAAAAAAAAAAAAGCUCACGACUCGUGUUGUGGACGGAUCCGGUGCUGACGUGGAGCAGCAGCUUCAUCAGUGUGAAACCUUGUUUUUUGUUUUGUUUUUUCCUGAAGUGCUCUCACUUCUCUUUGGCACUUGAAAUAAUUUAUAGUUCCAACAAUCUCGACAAAAAACAAAAAAAAAAAUAGCUUCAGACAAUCAGGAGAUCACACAGAAGAGACGGUCAUUGAUGGCAGAUUUCAGAGCUCCGGAUCAGAGAUAAAUGGAUUUAAAGCAUUCCAGUUUAUUGUUAGCAGAAGGUUGUAAAAUGUGGUUUCACUUUGAGCUGCUCCACACAUCCAAAUCCAAAGUUGUUGAACAGGGAUCACAUGUUGUCGGGAGCUGCCUGUAAAUCACAUUUAAAUUUAUUCAGGCUUCCUUUUGACUUCCUUCUCCUUCUUUUUUUUUAAAUAACCAGUGAAGAAAUGCUUCAUUUAUUUCAAUAACAUGAUACCAAAUGGUCUGAACAUGGCGACAGAUGUGUUGCCUGUUUUUUUUUUUCUAAUAUCCCUUCUCUUUAAAAGGGAACACUAAUUCUCUACUCAAUCCCCAAAAAAAAGUAUUUUCUGAAGAAGAUGUUGAAGAUUGGAGCGUCGUAGAUCAACUGCUGUCUUCAGAAAACACUAUUUUGGUGGAUUAUUAAGCCACAGCUGCAUGUUUGCAUCUAUUUCUGCGUUCACAUCCGUGGUUUUUUUUUUUUUUUUUUACAUUUGUUAUUUAAAAGUUUUCCUGUUUUUUUUUUUUUUAUUGUUUUAAUACUUUUAAGAUUGAUCCUAUUUUUCAAAGAAGCUUUGAUUUUAUUUUUGAUAGCGUGUUGUGUGUUUCAGAUAGUGAGAAUUUUCAGCUUUCUUUCAGAUUGUUUGUGUUGGGAAAAAAAAAAACUACCUUGUUCUGGUUUCAGUGUCGACGUCAAAGAGGCUUUAAGAUUUUUCUCAAAAGAUAUUUCAGUUCCGUCUGUGUCUCACACACACACACACACACACACACACACACACACACACACACACACACACACACACACACACACACACACACUGGCACUUUAUUAACUCCUGGUCAGUGAAACAUUUACAGGUGCAUCUCAAGAGUGCAGUGAAGUGUAAUGUAGUGGUGGGCGCACGGUUCGAAUCCCGGCGGGAGGAAUUUCUGUGUGGAGUUUGCAUGUUCUCUCUUAAGUUACCCCCGAGGUGGGAAUGAGUGUUUACUGGAAUCUACUCCAGCAAUUUAUAGUGACCAAUGAUCUUCAAAUGCUUGUUUUUAGACUGAGAGGAAAUCUGAGUGACCGUAAGAAAGGAAGAACAUGCAGUUUCUACACAAGAGUCCCACCCUCUGGCAUCACUGUGCAGCCCGCUGAUGAAUCACGAUAAAACAAAACAUUGAGCUUCUCUUCUUCUGAGGCGCACCUGUCCUUUCUGGGUUCACAUAUUUUGUUACAGAAGUCAAACCUCAACUUACCUCAUCCUGCUUCAGCGGUGUAGAUUCAGUUUGCGUCCAGUAAGGCGCCUCCAGUCGCUCUGUGGCCGUUCACAGCUGGUACUGUGUCCACUUUCUUCUGACUCGUCCGUCCAGCGCUCGGAAUUCACGCCCCAGGCUCUGAUGUUCUAUGCAAUUAAUUUAUUAUCCUUAUAAAUGCAAUACUGCAAAGAAUCCAAGAGACACCUCAUACAAUGACAAUGGAUCACCUCACUAUGUUGACUCUACAGUUCUGGCUCACCUGACUCUCACUUUUCGCCCUUUCUUUUUGUUUUCUGUUCUUGUUGGUUGAACUGCUGCGUUAAAAGGGAACCGUUUCAAAAACCAAAAUGUGGUUGUUAAUGUUAUUGUAGGAAAUGUACCGAGAGAGAGAGAGAGAGAGAGAAAAAUACUGGUCUUAGUUUUUAUGUGGAGAGAACUUUCAUUUUUACACCUUCAGCUUUUCUGGUUUCGUUUUGUUGUUGUGAUACACCGUUCCAUCCACUGCUGUCUGUUCUCUGUGUAAAGAGUGUGUGUCUGUAAUGAGAUUUGUUCGUGUGUGUACUGAGGACUUGUAAGUGUGGGUUUUUUUCCCCUCUUUUUAGACUGGCAGGCAGACUCACUCCUGCCUUCAGGCCUGCACUGUGUCUUCUAAGCUAGUCAGCUUUAAUAACGCUGAAGUAGCACUGCAGCAGUGCACGCUGACGGGAAGUGUCGGACCUCGCUGGGCAAAAAAUUAACCUGCGAGUCCAGUGUGAGGUCGAUUAAAGCAGGGAAAAACAGGUUCUUACAGGUCCUUGCACACACACACACACACACACACACGCACACACACACACAUGAUCUUACAGAUGCGAGUAUGAACAGAUCUAAAUAUGAUAAAGUGGGAUAGACAGCUGUACUGUCUCAGUGCUGAGUACUAAAAGCAGUUUUCCUCUUGUAAACUCGACUCAAGCUUCACAGAAAUGCCUUAGAUGUCUCUGGAAGGGAUUGUGAAGUGCUCCUCAGUAGAACCUGACCUCUGACCGGAGUCGCUCCGUC
Messenger RNA from Salarias fasciatus (jewelled blenny), 4414 nucleotides. RefSeq names its product RNA-binding motif, single-stranded-interacting protein 2-like. Lineage: Eukaryota; Metazoa; Chordata; Actinopteri; Blenniiformes; Blenniidae. Bases 170 to 1396 code for a protein of 408 amino acids. The transcript is spliced from 14 exons. The record is from RefSeq and is a predicted model, not a curated record. Gene Ontology annotation, molecular function: RNA binding.